Messenger RNA from Melospiza melodia melodia, 991 nucleotides. It is a transcript of the gene ZAR1L, whose product is annotated as zygote arrest 1 like. The record is from RefSeq and is a predicted model, not a curated record. Gene Ontology annotation, biological process: translation. NCBI's taxonomy places the organism in Eukaryota, Metazoa, Chordata, Aves, Passeriformes, Passerellidae. The transcript is spliced from 4 exons. Gene Ontology annotation, cellular component: cytoplasm. Bases 1 to 909 code for a protein of 302 amino acids.
AUGGACAGCUUCGUCUGUUCUCCCAUCAGCCCCUACCCGAACCUGAGGAGCCGCCCCGCGCUCGGCCGCGGCUGGGACAGUGCGGCCAAGCAGCCCAGCUGGAAGCAGAGCAAGAGCGGCAGCAUCAGCCCUUUCCUCGGGGGCCCCUUCUCGCCGCUGCCCUCCGACUACCUGGACAGCUACCGGCGGGCGCAGCUUCAGGCGCUGCUGUCGCAGGUGGGCCCCGCGCUGGCGCCGCGGCCGCGCUGGGCCAGCACGAAGGAGGCGGCGGUGCAGGUGAGCCUGCGGGCCGACGUGGCCGUGCAGUGCUCGCUGGGGCCGCGCACGCUGCCGCCCGCCCGCGCCUUCAGCCCCGCCGGCCUGCGCGCCCCGGGCCGCCUCGCCCUCUACUCAUCCGCGCCCGACCGCCGCCUCUUCGCGCCGCCCGCCGCCGCCCCGCUCCCGGAGAAGGCAGCGCCGGCAAAGGAGACCCCGAGGGCGGACGGCGGCGAGGAGCAGCAGGAGCGCCCGGCGGGGGCCGCGCUGCCGCCGCGCCAGGAGCCGGUGGGGACGCGGCGGGAGGAGACCGCGGCUGCCAAGCAGAGAGUUGCAUUCCAGUUCUUGGAGCAGAAGUAUGGCUAUUUCCACUGCAAAGACUGCAAGAUCAGAUGGGAGAGUGCUUACGUGUGGUGCAUUUCUGGAAGCAACAAGGUGUACUUCAAGCAGCUCUGCCGCAAAUGCCAAAAAGGCUUCAAUCCCUAUCGAGUGGAAACAAUCCAGUGCCAGAUCUGUUCCAAGACUCGUUGCUCUUGCCCUCAGAGGAAGAGACAUAUUGAUCUCAAGAGACCUCAUCGCCAAGAGCUCUGUGGCCGCUGCAAAGGCAAAAGGCUGUCCUGUGAUAGCACUUACAGCUUCAAAUACGUUGUCUGAUCCAAGUGCCCUCUUCUGUUUUGUGCUUUGCACUUUGUCUUUUGUAAUAUUUUGACUUAAGGCUUUUGACCUGGCAUUGGAU